Molecule: messenger RNA, 3147 nt
Organism: Dermacentor albipictus
Lineage: Eukaryota; Metazoa; Arthropoda; Arachnida; Ixodida; Ixodidae
Source: RefSeq, a predicted model, not a curated record
UCAUCGUCGUCACGCAGUGUGGGCACGAGCAGCACGAGCUAGAGCGUGCUCCCAGAAGAAGGAACGCCAUCACGAGCUGGCAAUCGUGAUCGCCGCCGGAGUGACUGCGAUAAUCUCCCUGCCUCUCUUGCAGCAUCUCUAGAUUAUCCCCUGGGGCUCCUCAGCCGGUUGGCAACGCAGACAGACGCUCCCUGUCAGCCGAUAACGUCAGGGCCCAUAACGUCGUCUGUCCUCGCGCCGGUUCACCUGGUCACCUGGCGCCAUGUCCGUGAGCCAGACGGUGUCGCCAGUGCCCACUCCGCGGUCCAUUCUGGUCGACUCAUCGCGGCGAAAGUCGGACCGCGUGCACACAGGACCCGACGAGUGCUCUUCCACUUCUCGGCCACGCAUGCAUUCCCUGACGUCCCGGAUGUGUAUAGCGUCUACAGCCGCACGGCCGGCGCGCGCAGUGCCCUCGGUUGCUGCGUACUCGUGGUCUCGCUGCUGCUGCUGCUCGUCGUGCUGCUGUUCCCGCACAGUCAUCGCACGCACCAUCACUUCCCGUGCUGGGCCCCACAGUGCCGCGAGUUCGUCUCCGCGUUGGCUGACUCCAUUAACGCCUCGCUGGACCCGUGCCAGGACUUCCACAGCUACGUGUGCGACCGCUGGCGACCGAGCUUCGGAGGUCGCUCCAUGCUCGAAGACUCGGCCAUCGGCUUCCGCAGGCGUGUGGGCGAACGCGCCGCCAGGACUUCGCCGCCGCGGCAGUCGCAGGCCAGUCACGAGAAGGCGGUCAUGCUCUACAAGAGCUGCCUGGCCGAGAGGACACGAGGAAUCGGCGAAUUCAAACGAUUCCUGCGUGGACGCCGCUUGCCCUGACCCAAGGUGGACACACGCGCCAGCAUUGUCGAAGUGGCUGUGGACCUCUCCGUGAACUGGCAUUUCCCGCUCUUCUACGUCUACCGUCUUUUCUCCACGCCAGGGCCAGCGAUGUUAUCUGGUACGAAACACUUGUCCGCGCGAUUUGUCUUCACCGAUGACUUCCUGGGACUGGGUCCGCGCCUUCUGCUGAAAGAACGCGAGAUGCGCAAGAACAACACCGAGUACAUCUCUCAAUUACGCGACGCCCUGAUAGAACGUGGCAACGAGCAAUCCGAGUCGGUCUCCUGCGAGCAGCUCGACAAACUUCAGAGGGAAGUUCUCGGUGACUCGACGGCAACCAGUAUCAACGAGUCGCUGGAAAACGAGACGGCGACUCUGUACGACAACAUCGUCACCUUCGCCGACGACCUCACGCCGUUAGUUUCUGGUCAUUACUGGUUCUGGCUGCUCACGAGAGACCAGCCAGUCCCGGUGGUCUCGGACGCAGUGCAGUCGAAGUCUACAACAAGAUGCACAUGCGAAAAGUCGGCGCUCUAUUCGGCUCGAACUCGUGGCAGACGGACCUCCUUCUCGUGGCGGGUCUCUGCGUGGUCCAAGGCUUGGGUCGUUUCGCCAGCAAUCAGCUCGCCACUCUCAUCUACGGCGAUCAAAUCGCUCGUGGCCGGCGCCACCCGGACCUGUGCUACGGGAUUGUGGACCAGAUGGUGCCGCGUCUGCUGUCUUCACCUUACGUCCCGCUCCUGCUUGACAUUGAGCGAGUCACGAAGGCCACCGAAGUGUUCCAAGCGGUCAAGUCGGCCGUCGGCAAAUCUGUGCGCCGGGCGGCUUGGCUCAACGGUGCCGUGCGUCCGGAGGCGUUCGCGAGGAUCAACAGGAGCGUCCUCAUCUUCGAAGCCGUCCUGACCGGCGAGGCCGCUGGUGCGGAAGUGCCCUCUCACGCGGUGACGGUGGACCUGCCAGACUUGGGUGAAGACUUCAUCAACAACCUGAGUUCCCAAACGGUGCCGUGCGUCCGGAGGCGUUCGCGAGGAUCAACAGGAGCGUCCUCAUCUUCGAAGCCGUCCUGACCGGCGAGGCCGCUGGUGCGGAAGUGCCCUCUCACGCGGUGACGGUGGACCUGCCAGACUUGGGUGAAGACUUCAUCAACAACCUGAGUGUCAUUCCCCGCACGUUCUGGGACGGCGUUCACCGCGACUUGUCGGUGACGCCGUCUUGGUUCGGCUUCGCGCCAGGAAACCGCCUACAGAGCAUGCGCGCUCCGGCACAGAGAACACUGUGGUGGGGAGACGUCUGGCACCAGCACGACGCGUCGCCGUUCGCGUUGUCUCCUCGCGAUGUCGUAAUCCCCAACCUGUACGUGCUGGAGUCUGUGUUUCCGACCGCGGCAUACGAGAGCGUUAACUAUGGCCUCAUGGGUUCGCUAAUAGCCCGCCAGCUGCUAACAAUAUCCCUCAGGGCAGCUGGCAAAGACGGUUCUUACAAGUCCAGGUUGGAUCAACUCGCUACGAACGAUAGCGUGCGCUGCGUUCAGGAGGCCUUUCAGCACGGCGACCUUAACGGCACGAAGUUGGGAGAGGAUCGCAGAGACACGGAUGCCAUGCUUGUGGCGGUGGCCUCAUUGAAGCCACUGUUAGAUGCGCUGUCCACGAGUCCCGGCUACCCGGACUGGAACCGCGGCUUUGAGGACUACAGCGCUGAGCAGCUCUUCUUUCUGGCGCUCUGCUUUCCCAGCUGCGUGUUACGGGAGGACGAAAUGGAGCCGAGGCGAGGUCUCAGCCAAGCAUCCUGGUGCAACGUACCGCUGAUGCUUUUUGACGCGUUCGGAGAGGCCUUCCACUGCCCGCCAGGGAGGACGAUGAAUCCUCGUUCCAAGUGCGCGGCGUGGUGACAGUGAUGGCGGAUGCGGGGCCGUUUUGAAGCUUAUUUUGUGUGACUCUCCACUUGUGCCUCUUUGUGUAUUGGCAAACUUCGCUUGAAACAAUUAUUGAAGCUACAUGACUGCUGUAUAGAAUACGGCCCACAGUAUCUUUAUUUUUCUUACUUCGAGGUAUAGUGCGGUUACUUUGUAUAGCCGAUGACGUAGCAAUAUCCUUCUUGUCGAAUUGGGCCAAACUGUUUUCGAUGACGAUGUGUCUGAAACCAGACAGCAGUUUUUGUUUGUUUACAUUUUUAUUAUGUGGUCUUUAACUUUCCGUUGUCGAAGUUGUGUGCAAUGUUGUGUUAGUUGCUUUGGCUCUCAGUUUUAAUAGACACUUUUCCCUGGGCGAUAAACCAAGGUGGACUGGC